Molecule: messenger RNA, 3871 nt
Organism: Pteronotus mesoamericanus
Lineage: Eukaryota; Metazoa; Chordata; Mammalia; Chiroptera; Mormoopidae
Gene: LAMC2
Product: laminin subunit gamma 2
Exons: 22
Biological process (GO): morphogenesis of a polarized epithelium; cell-cell adhesion; cell migration
Cellular component (GO): basement membrane; laminin-332 trimer
Molecular function (GO): integrin binding
Source: RefSeq, a predicted model, not a curated record
CCUGAUUUCCCAGUCUGUGAUUGCAACGGGAAGUCCCAGCAAUGCAUCUUCGAUCAGGAACUUCACAGGCGGAUCGGGAACGGGUUCCGCUGCCUCCACUGCAGCGACAACACUGCUGGCAUCCACUGCGAGCGCUGCAAGGAGGGGUUCUACCGGCAGAGAGAAAGAGACCGCUGUUUACCCUGCAACUGUAACUCCAAAGGUUCUCUUAGCGCUCGGUGUGACAACUCUGGACGGUGCAGCUGUAAGCCAGGUGUGACAGGAGACAGGUGUGACCGAUGUCUGCCAGGCUUCCACACACUCACGGAUGCUGGGUGCACCCAAGACCAAAGGCUACUAGACCCCAAGUGUGACUGUGACCCAGCUGGCAUCUCAGGACCUUGUGAUGCGGGCCGCUGUGUCUGCAAGCCAGCUGUCACGGGAGAGCGCUGUGAUAGGUGCCGACCAGGCUACUAUCACCUGGAUGGGGGAAACCCUGAGGGCUGUACCCAGUGUUUUUGCUACGGGCAUUCUGCUAGCUGCCACAGCUCUGGGGACUACAGUGUCCAUAAGAUCACCUCCAACUUCCAUCAAGAUGCCGACGGCUGGAAGGCUGUCCAAAGAAACGGGUCUCCUGCAAAGCUCCACUGGUCCCAGCGCCACCGGGACGUGUUCAGCUCUGCCCGACGAUCUGACCCUGUCUACUUUGUCGCUCCUGCCAAAUUUCUUGGGAAUCAACAAGUAAGCUAUGGGCAAAGCCUGUCUUUUGACUACCGUGUGGACAGGGGAGGCAGACACCCAUCUGCCCAUGACGUGAUCCUGGAAGGUGCUGGCCUGCGGAUCACAGCUCCCUUGAUGCCACUGGGCAAGACUCUGCCUUGUGGGAUCACCAAGACUUACACGUUCAGAUUAAAUGAACAUCCAAGCAGUAACUGGAGCCCCCAGCUGAGUUACUUUGAGUAUCGGAGGUUACUGCGCAACCUCACAGCCCUGUGGAUCCGAGCCACCUACGGGGAAUACAGUACUGGGUACAUCGACAACGUGACCCUGAUUUCUGCCCGCCCCGUCUCUGGAGCCCCCGCGCCCUGGGUUGAACAAUGUGUGUGUCCUGUUGGGUACAAGGGGCAGUUCUGCCAGGAUUGUGCUUCUGGCUACAAAAGAGAUUCAGCCAGACUGGGACCUUUUGGCACCUGUAUUCCGUGUAACUGCCAAGGGGGAGGGACCUGCGAUCCAGACACAGGAGACUGCUACUCUGGGGAUGAAAACCCUGACAUCGAGUGUGCCGACUGCCCCCUUGGUUUCUACAACGACCCGCACGACCCCCGCAGCUGCAAGCCGUGCCCCUGCCGCAAUGGGUUCAGCUGCUCGGUGAUGCCCGAGACAGAGGAGGUCGUGUGCAAUAACUGCCCCCUCGGGGUCACUGGUGCCCGCUGCGAGCUCUGUGCCGAUGGUUACUUCGGGGACCCCUUUGGGGAACGCGGCCCAGUGAGGCCUUGUCAGCCCUGUCAGUGUAACGGCAACGUGGACCCCAGUGCGUCCGGGAACUGUGACCGCCUGACGGGCAGGUGUCUCAAGUGCAUCCACAACACAGCCGGAGUCUACUGUGAGCAGUGCAAAGCGGGCUACUUUGGGGACCCCCUGGCUCCCAACCCAGCAGACAAGUGUCGAGCUUGUAACUGUAACCCAAUGGGCUCUGAGCCCAUGGAAUGUCGAAGUGAUGGCAGCUGCGUUUGCAAGCCAGGAUUUGGUGGCCUCAACUGUGAGCACGCUGCGUUGACCAGCUGUCCAGCUUGCUAUGACCAAGUGAAGGCUCAGAUGGAUCAGACUGUGCAGCAGCUGCGGAGCCUGGAGGCCCUGGUCGCGAAGGCUGCAGGGGGCGGUGGAGGAGCGCCCGACGCAGAGCUGGAAGGCAGGAUGCAGCAGGCUGAGCAGGCGCUUCGGGACAUUCUCAGAGAGGCCCAGAUUUCGGAAGGUGCUAUGAGGUCCCUCAAUCUCCAGUUGACUAAGGCGAGGAGCCAAGAAAAUAGCUACCGGAGCCGCCUGGAUGACCUCAAGAGGACUGUGGAAAGAGUGCAGGCCCUGGGCGGUCAGUAUCAGAGCCGAGUUCAGGAUACCCGUAGGCUCAUCACUCAGAUGCGCCUGAGCCUGGAGCAGGGCGAGUCUUCCCUGAGAAACACGGACAUCCCUUCCUCAGACCGCUACGUGGGGCCAAAUAGCUUUCAGAGUCUGGCUCAGGAGGCCAUGAGACUGGCCGGCAGCCAUGAGGAAUCAGCCAAUAACAUGGAGCAACUGGCAAGAGAAACUGAAGAUUAUUCCAAACAAGCUCUACUGCUAGCGCGCAAGGCACUUCAGGAGGGAGGCAGCGGUGGCAGCCUGGAUGGCCCCGGGGUGCAAGGGCUUAUGGGAAGGUUGGAGAAAACUAAGUCUCUGGCCCAGCAGUUGUCCAGGGAGGCCACUCACAUGGACAUUGAAGCAGAUAAGUCUUAUCAACAUAGUCUCCGCCUUCUCAAUUCCCUUUCUCAGCUUCAGGGAGUCAGUGAUCAGGCCUUGCAGGUAGAAGCAAACAGGAUCAGACAAAAAGCUGAUUCUCUCUCAAGCCUGGUGACGAAGCAUAUGGAUGAAUUCAAGCAUAUGCAAAGCAAUCUGGGAAACUGGGAAGAAGACACCCGACAGCUCUUACAGAAUGGAAAGAAUGAGAGACAGAACUCAGCUCAGCUACUUUCCCGUGCCAACCUUGCCAAAAGAAGAGCCCAGGAAGCACUAAGUAUGGGCAAUGCCACUUUUUAUGAAGUUGAGAACAUCUUAAAGAACCUCAGAGAGUUUGACCAGCAGGUUGGAGACAGAAAAGCAGAAGCUGAAGAGGCCAUGAAGAGACUGUCCCAAAUAAGCCAGAAGGUUGCCGACGCCAGUAACAAGACUGAGCAAGCAGAACAAGCCCUGGGUGGUGCAGCUGCUGAUGCCCAGGGGGCCAAGCACGCGGCUAGGGAGGCCCUGGAGAUCACUGGCAAGAUAGAACAGGAGAUAGGGAGUCUGAACUUAGAAGCCAAUGUGACAGCAGAUGGAGCCUUGGACAUGGAGAAGGGACUGGCCACUCUGAAGAGCGAGAUGAGGGAAGUGGAAGGAGAGCUGGAGAGAAAGGAGCAAGAGUUCGACACAGAUAUGGACAUGGUGCAGAGGGUAAUUGCAGAAGCUCAAAGAGUUGAUAACAGAGCCAAGAAUGCCGGAGUUACGAUCCAAGACACACUCAACAGCUUGGACAGCAUCCUACACCUAAUAGACCAGCCCAGCAGUGUGAAUGAAGAGGGGCUGAUUUUAUUGGAGCAGAAGCUUUCCAGAGCCAAGACUCAGAUCAACAGCCAGCUGCGGCCCUUGAUGUCAGAGCUGGAAGAGAGGGCGCGGCGACAGAGGGGCCACCUCCAUGUGCUGGAGACGAGCAUAGAUGGGAUCCUGGCUGAUGUGAAAAACUUGGAGAACAUUAGGGACAACCUGCCCCCAGGCUGCUACAACACGCAGGCUCUUGAGCAACACUGAAGCUGCCGUACAGAUUUCUCAACUGAGGCUCUUGGGAUACAGGAGCUCUCUCAUGUGGGUGGGGAGGGAUGUGGACAUUUGAACAUGUUGCAUAGGCAUGCUCAGGUCAACUGAACCUGAUCCCACCCCUGAGACCUUGGCCAGACAGAUGUCUUAUUGCACCAGUGUGAUGCUACUUGCUUCCUGAUGCUGGGCAACAAGGCAAAUAGCAUUGAGCAGGAGACCAACCAAGGGCCUGAACCCCAAGGGAUAGACUGGAUGGAAGGACAAAAUCUUCGGGCAGAUGAUAUAGACAUGAACCAAGUCCUGGAGUAUGGACAAAGUGCUGCUGGGAGAUAGCUCAUUCUUUGAAUAGUGUGAC